Molecule: messenger RNA, 2083 nt
Organism: Marmota monax (woodchuck)
Lineage: Eukaryota; Metazoa; Chordata; Mammalia; Rodentia; Sciuridae
Gene: Tmem235
Product: transmembrane protein 235
Exons: 4
Coding region: 1-642 (213 amino acids)
Cellular component (GO): apical plasma membrane
Source: RefSeq, a predicted model, not a curated record
AUGGCCCGACUGGCCGCGCUGCUGCUGGCCGCUGCCCUGGGCGCGCUGCUCAGCUUCGCGCUGCUGGCCGCCGCGGUCGCCAGCGACUACUGGUACAUCCUGGAGGUGGCGGACGCCGGUGACCGCACCGACCGCGCCGAGCGGCUGUCCUCGCACUCGGGGCUCUGGCGCACUUGCGAAGGGCAGAACAGCUGCAUACCCCUGAUCGACCCCUUCAGCAGCAAGGGCCUGGAUGUCUCCCCCUCAGUGCAGCACCUUCUCUCGCUGCACCGAGCUGUCAUGGUGGUCCUUCCGUUGAGCCUGAUCCUCAUUGUGUGCGGCUGGGUCUGCGGCCUGCUCAGCUCCCUGGCCCGGAGUGUCCCUCUGCUGCUACUCACCGGCUGCUACUUCUUGCUGGGGGGUGCCCUGACCCUGGCGGGGGUCAGCGUCUAUAUCAGCUACUCGCACCUGGCCUUCGCGGAGACUGCCCGCCAGUACGGCCUGCAGCACAUGCAGGGCGUCCACAUCAGCUUCGGCUGGUCAGUGGCCCUGGCCUGGGGCUCCUGUGCCCUGGAGGCACUCAGUGGCACCCUCCUGUUGGCAGCCGCCCGAACCCUCAGCCUGAGCAGGCUCCCAGGUGCUCCCCACUCUGUGGCCAUCUGAGCUGGGGGGCGGGGGGGGGCAGUGCUUGGCAUCUCCUGGGAGUCCCGUUCUGCAGGCCUGGCUAGAGCCUGGCCUGGAACACCCUGGAUGGCACACUGGGGAAGCCCUUGGCCAGUCAUGCUGCUUUGCCCUUCAGAUACAGAUAGGAUUUCCUCCUCUUAGAGACAAGGAAGUGUCUGGACAGAGGAGGCCAGGGCCGCAAGGCACAUGGGUUCUGGGUGGUACAGUCGGGUGGGGGUACCUUGGGCUCCUGGGUUCUCUGGGGGUGUUCUUGUCUCUUGGGCUAUGGCUGGCCCUCCUCAGCUACCCACAUUCCUAAUGACCUGUCUCGAUGAGGGGUGGCUUCAGAGUGCACAGGUGUGUGUUAAAUAUGAGUACCCCCUGUUCCCUGGCCCUCACAGCCCUGUGCAGUGGUCACCUUUCACCCUGUGUUGCUGGGGGAGACCAAGGCCCAGACCACUCAGGAGCCAAGGGCAGGACCCAAUGUUCUAGUAGGUUGGUGGGACCCCAGGCCUCUGUUUUGUCCCCAUCCUCCAGAGCAGGGUUGUUAGGGAGGAGAGCAAGGACAGGGCGGAGAUCCCUUUAGUUUAUAGGCAGACUGGCUCCCACCCCAUGUGCCCUGCCCCUCCCUUGUCUUCCCACCAGGUGGGUGACUCUGCACGCACCCAGGUGGGGCAUAUGCUGCAGGCCAUGGCUCCUGCUGGCUCUGACCCUUCCCUUCUGCAGCAACUUGGGGAUGCUUGUAACUGCCAAGGGCCCUGGGGCAGCUUGACUGACAGAUGUGGAGGUCCCAGAAGGGCAGGGUGGGGAUGGGGAACUCUGUGCCAUGGUGGGGGCAUCUCCACCAUGGGGUGCGAUGUGGUGGGGUGAGCUGGAGCCGUGCCUAGCCCGCCCUGUGAGUGACCUGGAUGAAGGGGCUCCUCAGCCAGAAGGGCUGGGGCUGCCAGGUGGCAGGGGCCAGGCCUGGAGUUUGGGCUGCAGACUUGUUGAGCAAUCGGUAGAGGCUUAGUGGGGUGGGGCCUGCUCAUAGGCCCAGGCUGGUCCAAGGACGAGAUGUGAGGACAGGGCCAUCCAGCCCCCCCUGAGUCAUCUUGGGCCACAGGGAGGGGCAGGCAUGUUUUUAUGUAGGUGGACAGCUGGGCAGAUGCAGGAAAAGGGGCCCCAGGGAAGGUCCUGGAAGCCCCAUUUCCUGUGCAGGGCCUUCCUGAGCUUUGGGCCAUGUGAGGGGAAAGAUGACACCUUUAGAGCUUUGACCUCCUCCCCUGUUUGUCCUUAUUGCUCCUGAGGACAUGGAGCUGGCACAGAUUUGGCAGGGCCCACCGAGACAAAGAGCUGGGCAGUCGAGUGGGGCUUCUCUUCCUACCGUGUUUGAACAUUGGCCACUCCCUGUGGGAACACUGUGCUGAUCUGUCCUUGAAUAAACCAGCUUGUGCUCUGUGCA